Messenger RNA from Pelodiscus sinensis (Chinese soft-shelled turtle), 2174 nucleotides. The record is from RefSeq and is a predicted model, not a curated record. NCBI's taxonomy places the organism in Eukaryota, Metazoa, Chordata, Testudines, Trionychidae.
AGGGGGUCAGACUAGAUAAUGAUCCCUUCUGACCUUAAAGUCUAUGAGUCAUUUCCCUGUAGAGAAAAUUUCCAGCAGCUUGGGGAUAGCGAAUGGAGUUUUACAUCCAUCCCGCGGAUUUCCCUCUGCACAAAAGGGACUGACAGCUAGACCCUGCCCAGCAAAGCUCUGGGUCUGUACUCCCCCUGGCUGGCAGGGUCCCCUCAAGGGCUUGUACCUGCUCCAGGCCACUGCAGCCCCCAACAGGAGGGCACCCUGCGUGCACCCGCUGCGCUCUGCAGCCUGCCGGGCACCCUCAGAAAAGGAUCUGAAAACUUGCUGCCAGCUGGCUGCCAGGCACAUGCCUCCCCCCUGCCUCCCUCGCUGCGCUCAGGCAUGCAGCUUCCUGCCUCGGCCGCCCUCCUGGAGCUGCCCUGCCGGGGAGGGAGCUGCGGGCGCGCCCUGGCGCUGCAGACCUGACGCAGAUGAACGAGGGAGCAGCACAGGCCGGCAGCAUGAAGCACUGCUCAAUCCACUGGUUCCGUAAGGGGCUUCGCCUUCAUGACAACCCUGCCCUUCUGGCAGCAAUGAGGGACAGCCGCCAGCUCUAUCCCAUCUUCAUCCUCGACCCCUGGUUCCCAAAGAACAUGCGGGUCAGCGUCAACCGCUGGAGGUUUCUGGUCGAGUCACUGAGAGAUCUGGACGAAAGCCUCAAGAAACUGAACUCAAGGCUGUUUGUGGUGCGUGGCCGCCCCAUGGAGGUAUUCCCAGGCCUCUUUAAAGAGUGGAAGGUGACGCGGCUGACAUUCGAGAUAGACACGGAGCCCUACUCCAGGCAGCGCGAUGCCGAGGUGGUGAGGCUGGCGGCUGAACACGGCGUUGAGGUUAUUCAGAAGGUGUCCAACACUCUCUAUGACACUGACAGAAUAAUUGCUGAGAACAAUGACAAGGUGCCUCUGACCUAUGUGCGCCUGCAGACCCUGGUGGCAGAACUGGGACCCCCGAAGCGGCCUGUGCCAGCUCCCACUCUGGAAAACCUGAAGGAUUGCCGUACUCCCUGCGGAGACAACCACGAUGCAGAGUAUGGGAUCCCUACGCUGGAGGAGCUGGGUCAGGACCCCACGCAGGCAGGUCCUCACCUGUACCCAGGAGGAGAGUCUGAGGCACUUGGCAGGCUCGACUUGCAUAUGAACCGGACGGCCUGGGUGUGUAACUUCCAGAAGCCCCAGACUGAACCCAACUCCCUGAGCCCCAGCACCACCGUGCUGAGUCCUCACCUCAAGUUUGGAUGCUUGUCGGUGCGAACCUUCUGGUGGCGGCUGGCUGACGUCUACCAGGGGAGGAAACACUCCAGUCCGCCUGUCUCUUUGCACGGGCAGCUCCUGUGGAGCGAACUCAGCAGGAUGGAAGGCACCCCCGUCUGUCUGCAGGUGGACUGGGAUGACAAUCCGGAGCACCUCAGAGCCUGGCGCGAGGGGCGGACGGGCUACCCCUUCAUAGAUGCCAUCAUGACUCAGCUGCGCACUGAAGGCUGGAUCCAUCACCUGGCCCGGCACGCUGUGGCCUGUUUCCUGACGCGAGGGGACCUGUGGAUCUCCUGGGAGGAAGGGCAAAAGGUCUUUGAGGAGUUGUUACUAGAUGCCGACUGGUCCCUGAACGCCGGCAACUGGCAGUGGCUGUCAGCAAGCGCCUUCUUCCACCAGUUCUUCCGCGUCUAUUCGCCUGUCGCCUUCGGCAAGAAGACAGACAAAGAUGGAGAAUAUAUCAAGAAGUACCUCCCCUUCCUCCGGCAGUUCCCUGCCGCGUACAUCUACGAGCCCUGGAAGGCGCCGCGAAGCAUGCAGGAGCAGGCGGGCUGUGUGAUUGGCCGAGAUUAUCCCAAGCCCAUCGUGGUGCACGAGGUGGUGAGCAAGAGGAACGUGGAGCGGAUGAAGGCGGCCUACGCCCGGCGAUCGGCCAGCACCACCGCCCAGCUGGAGGGAGGGAGCGGCAAGAAAGGUGCUAAACGGAAGCUCCCAGCUGCUCCGUCUGUAGCUGAACUGCUGACAAAGAAACCAAAGACUAAAAGCUGAAUUCCUCAGCGCGGCCUAUGGACGUGGGGAGAGCCCCAUGCUGGAGCCAGGCACUACACGAGCCCACUUGCGUCCCUCGUGCGCCCUGGACUCUGCCCUAAUCCCUUGACUGACAGCCCUGGC